Molecule: messenger RNA, 1161 nt
Organism: Plasmodium malariae
Lineage: Eukaryota; Apicomplexa; Aconoidasida; Haemosporida; Plasmodiidae
Exons: 1
Coding region: 1-1161 (386 amino acids)
Source: RefSeq, a predicted model, not a curated record
AUGAAGAGAGCUUUGAAUAUUACUUUUUAUUUAAUUUUUUUUUAUUUCUGUAUAUAUAUAAGUAGUGCUAGACCGACAAAUAACGAUAACAAUGAGCAAGGUAUAAAUAAUAGAAAAAAUAAUUUAAGAAAAGGUUCUGAGUACAAUGGUCAACUGAUUGGUAGUAGUGAUAAUGGAGAUACAAAUUUACAACAAGACGGAAAUCAUAUCAAUAUGGUAGGUAAUGAUGGUCACGGUGCAAGUGGUGGUGAUAAUACAAGAGAAAGUACUGUUAAUCUGAGGAGCGUUCAAGCAGAAGGUGUAGAAUCUCAAUCUGGAACUACACAUCAUGAACAUGGAUCAGGUCUUACUACAUCCACAGAAACAGCUGUUGAAGGCUGUACAAAACCAGAUUGUACGGAUUGUACAAGAGGUGAUCGCACUGUAUGUCCAGAAGAAAGCUGUACUGAACGUUCAACAGGAAGCCGUACUGAAUGUUCAACAGAAGGGGCUAAAUGCUCAGAUCAAAAAUGUACAAAAUGUAAUAGUACUACAAGUGAAACUACAAGUCAUACGGGACAUUCAGAAGGUUCGAGUGGAGUAAGCGAUACAACAGUUCAAACCCCAGUAAGGGAUUCCCAAACAUCCCAAAAUCGUACAAACAGUGAGCAAGCAGAUGUAAGAUCUGAGGAUCAAGGAAGUAAAAGUGAACCAGACACAACAGUAACCAAUUCACUACAGGAAAUAACAUUAACUGAUAAAGGUAAUAUUGAUAUAACCAAUGAGGAGGAGCUCGUAAAAGAGGAGAUUGAAGAUGUUGACAAUGAUGAUACAGAAGAAGAGGAAGAGCAAGAGCAAGUAAUAACUGAAGAUACAAUAAAAGAAGAUAUGGAAGAAGAAGAAGAAGAUGAUGAGGAUGAAGAGGAAGAGGAACAAGAAGAGGAACAAAUACAGCAGGAAAACGAAAAAGAGACAUCACAAAAAAAUGAAGAAAAAGAAUCCAGAACAAAUGAUACUAAGGCCCAUGAUUCACUUGCUAAAGAUUACAGAGAAGAUAUUGAAAUUAAAAAAAUGGCUGAUACAUUUGUUAGCACAUUGAUUAGUUUACUCGAUAAUUCUAAUGGGGUUAAUAGUACAAUCAAAGAUUUAUCAAAAGAUAUUACUCAAUUUUUAUUGACAUAA